GCGGAGGAGGAACAGGCAGAGAGAGAGAACCCAGCCCUUCAAUGCACGGCAGCGAACGGCAAGAACCAGAGGGGCAACGCUUGGCUGAAUUAUUCCAAUUUUUUUUUUUUAUUAUUUUUUUUUUUUAGUGGGGGGGUUUGCAAAGACCGACGCUGCGGAUAUGAACUAAACAGAAGAGGAGCGCACCAUCGUGCUCCUAUAGCCCGAAUAUCCACAGCACACCGCCCCCUUUCUCCUCCUCCUUGUCCUCUCCCAUAAACCCUCCUUUCGCUCCCCUUUCCCCACAUUAGGGCUCUACACACCCAAAGCCCCCCCACCGACGCCCCCUCCCCCCCCCCCCCCUUACGAGAUGCACACGGAGAGCCGCCACAAGAAAAGGAGGAGCGGUGGCCAGAAGAAGAAGAAGAAGCCGUCGCCCGCCGCCGUGACGCAGGAGGCCGCACCGCCCUCGCCGGCCAAGGAGGAGGAAGAGGAGGAAGAGAAGGAAGAGGAGGCGUCAGACAUGCCCUCGGUCCAGAUUAAAGCUGAGCCAGAGGAGAUGGAGUGCACGGCCGACGUUGGUGACGAGGGUUCCCGGCAGACCAACCCCGACGUGAAGACGGACGUGUGGAGCUGCAAGGCCGAGCCGUCCUCGCCGAGCCCGCGCUCGGCCGAGGACCAGACGGAACCGGUGGACCUGUCCCUCCACAAGCCUCGUUCGUCCUCGCUGCCCCUCGCCACCGUCAACGUGCCCGUCAACCCUGCGCCGGGAAGCGGGCUGGCACAGCCUGGACUCACGGCCACGCCCGUCACCUCGAACGUACAGUCGAUAGGAUCCAUGGUUCUUUCGCCAGGCUCCAUUUUGGCCACGCAGGGCGCGGGCGGUCAGCAAAUCCUCCACGUCAUCCACACCAUCCCGUCGGUCAGCAUGCCCAGCAAGGUGGGCCAACUGCAGACCAUCCCUGUGGUGGUGCAGUCUUUACCUGUGGUCUACACCACCCUGCCCGCAGACGGCGUCGCUACCGCGGCUAUCACCGUGCCGCUCAUUGGCAGCGACGGGCGAUCGGAAGGCUCGGUCCGCAUUAAGCCUGGCUCGACGUCUCCGGUGGAAUAUCACAGCGAAAGCGAUGCCGAGAGCGGAACGGAGUCCGGAUCGGCGUCACUCAGUGCCCAGAGCCUCGACACAGGGUCGGUGUUGGACUUGGAGCAGGUGGAUCCCGACUCCCCGGACGUGAAGAGGCGGCGGAUCCACAUGUGCGACUACGAAGGCUGCAAAAAAGUUUACACCAAGAGCUCGCACCUCAAAGCUCACCGACGGAUACACACAGGCGAAAAGCCGUACCACUGCACCUGGGAGGGCUGCACCUGGCGCUUCGCCCGCUCUGACGAGCUGACUCGGCACUUCCGGAAGCACACAGGCAUCAAGCCCUUCCGCUGCACCGAGUGCGACCGCUCCUUCUCGCGCUCCGACCACCUGUCCCUGCACCGCCGCCGUCACAUCAUGAUGUGAACUCUUUCGGUUAUUUGGAUUUUAUUCGAUUUUUUUUCUCCCUUCGCCUACGAAACAAACGUUGCCACUGCAGUUCUACGACUCAUCUGUGUGGGAGCACGAGGCAUUAAUGGAGGUUGGGGAUUUGUUUUUCACUCAUCCGUCCUUCCUUCCAUCCCUACAUGUUUUCCCAAAUGGUGAAAUCCCACGUCUGGAUUCCUCCUUCCUCGCUUGGGGCGUGGCGUUUAAUUUGAAAGACUUCCGGACAUUUCUCUUGGAUUUUAUCCCCAUUUUCUUUUGUGAUAGGAAUGCACAAUCCUUUUAAUGCAUUGUCAAACUGGGUGGGGUGUUUAAUUUGUACGAUCUAAAAGUAGAUGCCUGGACAAGUUAAUUUCUCGUGGACUUCAUCCCAUUUUCUUUCAUAGUAGGACAGCCCAACCCAUUUAUUGCAUUUGUCAACCUCUCACUGGAGUACAGGAGAUAUAAAACAUUUAUUUCAGCUUUGAGGUGUGGCAUUUAAUUUUUUAUCGUAAAAUUAGACGUCUUGACAACCAGUUUUUCAAGUUUUUUGCAAAAUCCUAACCCCUUUUGAUCAUUUGUUGUCAAGCUGUCUCACUGCAUCACAGGAGAUGUAAAGACUUGUUUUAUCCAUGGGGUGAGGCAUUUAAUGUUUACGAUCUAAAAGUAGACAUCGAGAGAACCAAAUUCAUUGACACUUUGAUAAUGGGACUUCCUAACCCUUUUAAUGCUCUGUUUGGAAAUUUGUUGUCAGGCUGUCUCACUGCACCACAUGUUAUGGAAGACAUUUAUGUCAUCCUUGGGGCACGGCGUUUAAUUUUAGAUGGUAGAAUUUGAUGUCCGGACAAUCACAUUGCUCAGUUUUCUUGCACUUUUGUAAUAGAAGUUCCCAACCAUGUUGAUGCAUUUGUCAAGCUGUUUCACUGCAGCAUAAGUGAUAUAUUUUCAUCCCUGGGGCACGGCGCUUAAUUUUUACGAUCAAAAGGUAGACUUUCAGACAACCGGAUUUCUCAUCAAUUUUAUCCCAUUUUCAGUUAUAGGAAUUCCCAACCCUUUGAGUGCAUUUUCUGCAGGUGAGGCAAUGUGCAACACACAUUUCAUCUUUGGGGUCCGGCGUUUAAUUUUGCAGUCUAAAAGUAGAUGUCUGAACACCCCCCCUAUCUAUUCGAGAACUGUGAACUUUUUAAAGAAUUGCUACGUCACAUUCUUUUUGCAUAUCUUCCUCCCGCACACACUUUAUGAUCAUAAAAAAACAGUAUUUGCGUGUUAUCGUUCAGUUUUGUAGUUGUUUUCGCUCCCUUGUGACAGAAAUAGUCUCUUUUUUUGUUGUUGUUUUUUAACUAUUUCCGAUCUUUGGUCGUCUUUUAAACGCUGUGAAGAAGUCGUCGUCGGAGAAGUUAGAAUUAUCUCGCAGGGAAAUGCGGGAGCUUCUUCCGAGCUUUUCCGAGUGGUGGCGCAUGUUUUUUCUUUCGUGUGUUUGUGCGUCUGCAUGUUUUGCAACGAACACAUCGUCGGAAUUUAGAAUUAUUAUUGAUAUUUUUUUGGAAUUCAACGAGUGUGCGUUCCGGGCACUUGGACCUCUUGCCCGUCGAGCCUUAAGAACCGAAGGCGACCUGAGGAAAAAAAAGACCAGAACCCCUGGUAGCCUACGUUCUGCGGAAACAGAAGCCGACUUUUGUUGGCAUUGUGGCAGGACAACCGGACAUCUUUUACAAAUGUCCAAUUCCCCAGUUUUAUCGAACACAGCAUAAGCCUGCAUUGUUGAUUCCCGGAUAAAAUAUUUUCUUGGACGAUCAAGAACGUUAGGAUGUUUCUUAUGCCGCCUUCGAGAAAAUUGGGACUUCACACUUUUCCUCAUUAUACAUUGCAAAAAUGGCAAUCGCAAAAGGCUACAUUGUUGCCUACUGACUAAAACACAGUCACUGAGGCGCUCAAUUAGGCGAAUUUAAAGAUGUCGGGAUGUUUUCCUUGCUACAUUUGAGGAAACCGGGAGGUACAACAUUUCCUCUCUAUAGGUAGAAAAAUUGCCCAUUUUUUCAAACGCAGCACAAGCUGUGCGUUGUCGCGUACCGAAAAAUAAUCGUUGGUGAUGAUCUGUAUUGUGCGAAUUCGAGUCACUCACAUUUCUAAUGACGUGUUUGAGAAAAUGGCAUUUCCCCACUUUUCCCUUUAUACGUAUGCAUUUAAGAAAACUGGGAUUUUACACUUUUCUUUCCUGUGUGUCGGAAAUUUCAUGGUUUUAUGGAAUGCAGCACAACAUGAUAAAACACAUCUCCAAUGGCAAUCUUUUCAGACUUCAGAUGUUCUUCUUUAGGAUUAAAAUUUAAUUGUGGGGGUGGUGGCAUUCUUGUCAUUUUGAAAGCUAGGACAUGAGACAGGAAUUUUUGUGGGCAUUGUUGAGAAAAAAAAAAAAAAGAAAACAAAGAAAAAAAACUAACCAACAACGUACCCCGUUAUUUCCGAGUUCCUAACGCAAAAACAUCUGAUCUGAUUCUCAUUUUCCCCACAUUUCUUACCUUUUCUCCCACUUUUCCUAGUAACAGGAUGUAAAUGUCCCAGUUUUCUUGAAUGCAGCAUAAGGCUACGUACUAUAGAGCUUUUCAUUUUGCAUCCGUGCCGCUGUUGUUCUUCAGGAUAUAUACAUUUACCUUGACUUUGUAACUUGAUGUACUUUUCCAAGUCACAGCUUAGAGAAAUUUCUGUAAAAAUGCAAACAUUUUUACAAUGUGGAAAAAUGUGAAAUCCCAGAUUUAGCAAAACCAGCAUUGGAAACUGACCACAGUGACUGUAUGCGACUCAAAUUUCCACAAUAGGAAGUAUCUUCAAGGGAGAUUUUUCGGAAAGCGAAGAUUUCUUGGGCUCGAUUUGAGAAAACUGGGCAAUUUCCAGCCAACAACAAGGAAAAGUGUGAAAUUUCCCGAUUUGAUCGAAUCCAGCCUCAGCUGGUAAAACACAUUUGACCACAGGCUUAUUUUACUGCUUACUUUCAUCUUAAAAAACAAUUGCAACCAAUUUUUUUCAGCGGCGACUUUCACAUCAAUCCGAAACCUAGGACACGAGAGCAUGAAUAAUGUUUGGGUAAAAUGAGGCAAAAAAAAAAAAAAAAGACAAAAACUAUCUAUCAUUCUUCGCGACUUAUCGACUCAAAAACAUCUGCCGAUUCACGUUUGGAGGGAUUUGUAUUUUAUUUUGUUUUUCAGAUUUCUCGCCUUUUUUGCUUGGUCUAACUACAAGAAGAAAACAGAAAAAGCACAUCUUUCUAGAAGAGUUUAUGCAUCCUUUUGUAAACAUUAAGGACAAUGACAAAAAAAUAAGAGUUAAAAAAAAGAAUCCAUGUACAUAAAUGUAUAUAAUCAAAAAGUAAAUGUAACGGGUGAAGUUCUAUUUUUAACACUGACUAGAUAAUGUGAACCUCCUUCCCUUUUUCUUCUACUUUGUUGGUUUUCUUAUUUUUACACCUUUUUUUUGUAGUUUCUUACAAAUAAUAAUAAUGAUAACAAUAAUAAUAAUAAUAAUAUUGGUCCCACUUGUGUUGUGCAUACUUGUGUUGCAUGGAGAGUCACCCUCUUGUUUUCCGAUAGUGACGUUGGUGAGCAUGUCGCUGUGUGCGUGUGUGUGCAAAACAUCAGACUUUUUGAGAGAUAAAAAUGUCUUGAGUUUUAUAUGAUCCAUUCCGCACAAAACCUUUAAGAAAAGAAAAAAGUCCCGUGUUGGCACCGAUAUUUGUUUGCGCGACGACGACGAGCUAGCAGUUAGCAUUUUGACGAUUUGUGUAUCAAUUUCUCGAUUUCUGUUUCAUAUUUUAUACAAAACAAAAAACAACAACAUUGGAACGAUCGACUACAUGCGUGCUAUGUGAUAUGUUAGUGAUUAAUCUUUCUCAAAAAAGGAAAGUGAUACAUCCGAUUUUUGUAUAAAACAAUGAUUCAUCGUGUUGCGCUCAAGUGACACGUUUCAGUAAAGCUAGCCAGGCGAGCUAGCCUAGCUUCAGUCUUUUGUAUCGCUCAUUUUGACUUAGACAAAGCGCUAAUAGUCAGCAAUUUGACGAUUUGGGGUACCAACGUCACAAUGUUUCUUCGUCAUAGUUCACAUUUUUACACAAAGCAAAAACAUGCAUGUUACAUGCGAACAUGUUAGCAUUAAGCACUACUUUAGCCACGUGGAUGCUACAUGCUAACAACAACCACUUUCUAUCAUUUUGAUUUACAGUGUUGAAAAGCUAAGGAUUUGGGGGUAAUGAAGGUGGUUUAAUUUUGAUGACGUUUUAAAAAAUUUUACUGCCUAGCAUGCUUGCUAACAUGUUAGAAAUCAUCCAUAUGUGUUGCUAUCAGUCGUCACAAUUGUGUUUUGCGAGCAAGAGGCCUCCAAACAGUUACUGUUUAGCCAUACAUGCUAAACUAGCUUUAUUGAUACUUUAGGCGAUUUUAAGUAAAAUAGUAUAUAUAUCAUAACAUCCAAAGCACAUUGGAUCAAAACGUUAGCCUUUUUUAAUUUUUUUUAUUUUUAGCUCAUACUAAUGAUAAUUUUCCAUUUUUUGGAUGUUUUCUGUGAGCUUGUUUAGCUUGCCUAACUUAUUCUGUAUGUUUAAAAAUAUACUUAUGUAUAUAUAAAAAAUAAAAAGUUUAAUGCCCGCUUUCGGGUCCCAAAUGCGGACGAGUGCCUCGUACUCGCCACCAAUCGCCACUUUUAUCUUCUAUUUUUUUUCCUCCCUGUUGAAUGCAGUAACUUUUUGUGGGCCAGUACUCUUUAUUUACUCAGUGCAAUGCAGUUAUUAUGGUUAUAAUGAUUAUAACAUUAAUAAUUUCUUUUGUAUUUGUGUACAGAACAAAAAGUUGUAAAGAUGGACGAGGAAGGGAAAAAAAAAGAAACAUGAGGUUUUUGAUACUGUGACUCUACUCUGGUGUUUAAAAGUCCUUUGUUUUCCUCUUCUGUAUACUUGUGACGAUUAUUUCUCAUCCUCCGUUAUUCUUCUUUUAUAGAAUAAACUUGUUUUUGGUGAAAUUUACUUCCUGUU
This is a messenger RNA of Phycodurus eques (leafy seadragon), 6500 nucleotides long. It is a transcript of the gene klf8, whose product is annotated as Kruppel like factor 8. The coding region runs from base 350 to 1489 and encodes 379 amino acids. The record is from RefSeq and is a predicted model, not a curated record. The transcript is spliced from 7 exons. Lineage: Eukaryota; Metazoa; Chordata; Actinopteri; Syngnathiformes; Syngnathidae. Gene Ontology annotation, molecular function: RNA polymerase II cis-regulatory region sequence-specific DNA binding; DNA-binding transcription factor activity, RNA polymerase II-specific. Gene Ontology annotation, biological process: regulation of transcription by RNA polymerase II.